Theobroma umbraticum is the source of this 990-nucleotide messenger RNA. Its product is annotated as Calcium-binding EF-hand family protein. Lineage: Eukaryota; Viridiplantae; Streptophyta; Magnoliopsida; Malvales; Malvaceae. The record is from RefSeq and is a predicted model, not a curated record. Gene Ontology annotation, molecular function: calcium ion binding.
UCUUGAGUUUUUGGGUCGAAAUCAAUGGAUUCCUCGAGGGGCUAUUCAUCUCAUUCCUAUGCACCAUCAGCACCAGAGCUGCCCCCACAAUCCUACGGGCAGCAGCAGCAACAGGAUAACUACUCUUAUAAUCAUCAUGGCGGCUCUCCUCCUAGUCACAGCUAUUACUCGCAGCACCAGCAGCAGCAGCCAAGUUAUGGGCAGCCUUCGUUUCCAGCCGGAACACACGCAGAAGUGAUAAGGGCGUUUGAGAUGGUGGACAGGGAUAGAAGUGGAUUCAUCGAUGAAAAUGAGUUGCAACGGGCUCUUUCUUCAGGCUACCAGAGGUUUAAUAUCAGGACUAUAAGAUUGCUGAUGUUCUUGUUCAAGAACCCUCAUGAUUCUCUCAAAAUUGGGCCCAAAGAGUUUGCUGCACUGUGGAGUUGCCUUGGUCAGUGGCGGGCCAUAUUUGAGAGAUUUGAUAGAGAUAGGAGUGGGAAAAUUGAUUUGAUGGAACUGAGGGAUGCUUUAUACAGCCUUGGAUAUGCAAUUCCACCUUCUGUCCUUCAGGUUCUAAUUUCCAAGUAUGACAAUGGAAGUGGCAGGAAGGUUGAACUCAAUUUCGACAGUUUUGUUGAGUGCGGGAUGAUUGUAAAGGGCUUGACUGAAAAAUUCAAGGAAAAGGAUCCGCGCUAUACUGGUUCAGCAACGCUCACUUACGAUUCAUUCAUGUCUAUAGUCAUUCCAUUUCUUGUUUCAUAUGACUGACUUUGUAUUAUUAUCAUGAGCUUUAAUUCAAUCAUUUGAUUUUAGGCUACAACUAUUCUCUUGAAUUGUACCCUUUGAUAAAUAUUGUGAAAAGUGUGAAGAAUUUGCCUCUUUUUGUGACAAAAACAAGCGCUACCAGCAAUCAUUUGGGACUGAAAUAUCCUGUCUUUGUAAGCGCAUCUACUCUGAACUGUUUUCUUUUAUCUAUACAGCGAGCUGGAGAAAAUGAGGUUGAUUUUUUGA